CAAUCAAGAAGCCAAACCAACGCGAUGGGACGAAGACCUGCGAGAUGUUACCGUCAGAUUAAGGGAAAGCCAUACCCAAAAUCAAGAUACUGUCGUGGUGUUCCCGAUCCUAAGAUCAGGAUUUACGAUGUUGGUAUGAAGAGAAAAGGAGUUGAUGAGUUCCCUUACUGUGUUCAUUUGGUUUCAUGGGAGAAAGAGAAUGUUUCAAGUGAAGCUCUUGAAGCUGCUCGUAUCGCUUGUAACAAGUACAUGGUGAAGUCUGCGGGGAAAGAUGCGUUUCAUCUCCGUAUUAGAGUUCAUCCUUUCCAUGUUCUUAGGAUUAAUAAGAUGCUUUCUUGUGCUGGAGCUGAUAGACUUCAGACUGGUAUGAGAGGUGCUUUUGGUAAAGCUCUUGGUACUUGUGCUAGAGUUGCUAUUGGACAGGUUCUUUUGUCUGUGAGGUGCAAAGAUGCUCAUGGACAUCAUGCUCAGGAGGCUCUUCGUCGUGCUAAGUUUAAGUUCCCUGGUCGUCAGAAGAUCAUUGUUAGCAGGAAAUGGGGAUUCACCAAGUUUAACCGUGCUGAGUACACAAAGCUAAGGCAAGAGAAGCGGAUUGUCCCUGAUGGUGUCAACGCCAAGUUCCUAUCUUGCCAUGGUCCGUUGGCUAACCGUCAGCCCGGAAGUGCGUUCUUGUCAGCUGGUGGAGCGUUUGGAGGAAACAGAGGAUUGAGACCAAUACCACCAGAAAAGGGUAUUUUUCCUUUGGAUCAUUUGCAUCAAUGCGACACGGAGAAGAAGGGUUAUCUCGACUGUCUCAAGUCUACUGGUCAUAAGUCUGAGCAAUGUAGGCAUCUUUCAAAGACGUAUCUCGAGUGUCGGAUGGCAAAGAAUUUGAUGGCAAAGCAAGAUAUGUCUGAGCUGGGAUUCAGUGGUGUUACUGAACUGGAUUCUAUUGUGGAGAAAGAAAGAUGAAAGUCUGCGAUUAUAUUGUGCUGAUCGGUUUUUUGGAACACAUACAUAUUGAAAAUUGAAGACUAUUAAGAACUUUCUUGAUGUUGCUUCACAAAACUCCAAGAUUUUAUUGAGAUUAGAAAAGUUAGUGAUGUUUGUGCAUGUAUCCACAAGAGAAACUUGAAAUUAUCACACACCAUUCUCCACAUCUGGCUCAUUUCUGUU
Molecule: messenger RNA, 1155 nt
Organism: Arabidopsis arenosa
Lineage: Eukaryota; Viridiplantae; Streptophyta; Magnoliopsida; Brassicales; Brassicaceae
Source: the annotation of a GenBank genome assembly